AUGGCGGCCUACAAGCAGGCAUAUGCAGGAAAUACCAUGGCUCAACAACCACCUGCGGAUCCUUACUCUGGAUAUCUCCUAAUUGAAGAAGACGAAGAUGAUGAAACUGGUACGUCCUGCUGUUGGGGAUUCUGCAAUAGUUACCUACGAGAAUUGCCAUUCCCCCAAGAUAAAUGCUUAACAAUCCAGUACACUACGAGUAAUGGGCUAAACACUACAAGCAAUGGGCUAAACACUCGAACAGAAUACGAUAGAGUGUAUUUUAUUCCUGUUUUGGGGCAGCCCAUCUCCUCCCAUUGCUACUAUGUCGUGCGAGCUGAGGGCAAGCACAAGGGAUUAGUGGAAACAUGCUCUACUGAAGAAGACAUGUCGAGACUUUUUUGUUUUAGAUGUGUAAACGACGUUCGUCCUAGACCUUUGCAACCCACCAACUCAUAUCAACAUAUGCAGAUAAUCUCCAAGAGAAAAUCAAGUUUCACAACAAAAUGUGUAGCUGCUGAUGGUUACCCACCUCAAUUUUUGCGUAGGAAGGGUUGGAGUGUGGUAGCUAAAAACAUGCGUGGCAAACAUGGCAGACUUGAACAUGUUAGAGGGGAAAAUACUGAUCUUAGAAGACAAUCUCCCCCAUUUGAUUUCUCUUUGGUGCAGAGAACUUCCCCUGUCGUUCUAGUUGGGGAGUGGUACUGCCCCUUUAUCUUUAUCAAUGAAUUGGGUACCAGAUUGGAAGAUCCUAAGAUUCAGGUCAUGGAGUGUCCCUACUACAAGAUGGAUCUGGAAAAGUUCUGGGAAGAGAUAUACUCUAUUCAAGGUAUGACAGAAAAAUAUGUUGAUGUGGACAAAACCUUAAAGGCAGAAGAAGGGCUAUUGUUUGGAAAAGAGGUAACUGAGGAAAUUAGAGACAAUGAUGGAAGUGUUUUUUUCAAAGGUGUGGGCAAGCAAUCAGGACAAGCUACUGGUGUGAAGCUUAGCCGGUCUAUCAUUGCCAAAAUGAGGGCAGAUCGAGAUAGAUAUGGAUUAGAACGAGGAAUUGAUGUAAGGGUGAAGAAAUCAUUUAGUAGCAGUGGGAUGGAAAGAAAAUUUUCCUGUUAUAUUGUAGUGGAAAGGUAUGUAUUGAAAAGAAUGGAUGGGAGCAUUGCCUUUACUUAUUCAUUUAGAAAUUCGAACCAAAUCCAGGGGAAGUGGGAAGCAUGA
Molecule: messenger RNA, 1191 nt
Organism: Cryptomeria japonica (Japanese cedar)
Lineage: Eukaryota; Viridiplantae; Streptophyta; Pinopsida; Cupressales; Cupressaceae
Exons: 2
Coding region: 1-1191 (396 amino acids)
Source: RefSeq, a predicted model, not a curated record